Molecule: messenger RNA, 1062 nt
Organism: Cylicocyclus nassatus
Lineage: Eukaryota; Metazoa; Nematoda; Chromadorea; Rhabditida; Strongylidae
Source: the annotation of a GenBank genome assembly
AUGUGGCUGCUCACUCUACUAUGCAAAUUAUUUCGUAGUGUUAUAUACUUGCUUUUGACAAUGAUACGAGUUGCUGCUCGACCUGCUGCUGCAGCACUUUCAACACACGGUACAGAAUGUACUUCUAUGGAAACACCAGAGGAAAGAACUCGACGAAUCUGGCGUAAUGCCGAUGCCGUCGCCUUUGAUGUCGAUUCCACUGUUUGCCAGGAUGAGGCUAUAGAUGAACUUGCCGAGUACCUCGGUGUAGGCGAAGCUGUUGCCAAUGUCACUAAGCAAGCCAUGAAUGGUAAUGCACGAUUUCGCCAUGCACUUCGAGCCCGUCUGGAAGUGAUGCAUCCAACCUACGAUCAGCUUGAAGCAUAUGCUAAUGAGACUAAACCUAAGCUAACGCCUGGAAUACGACAGCUAGUCAACGCAUUGCACAAACGUGGUACAGAUGUAUAUCUUGUUUCCGGUGGCUUCCGCAGGCUCAUCCGCCCUGUGGCUGACAUUCUAGGUGUCGAUCGGAAGCGGAUCUACGCUAAUGAGAUUUUGUUCGACAAAAAUAGGAAUUAUGCGGGAUUUGAUGAAAACGAGCUGACUAGCGAUUCUGGGAGCAAGGAUGUAGGGAAACCAGCUGUUAUGGGUCUACUCAAGAAACAAGGCUACAAAAAUCUAGUUAUGGUUGGCGAUGGUGCUACUGACUUAGAAGCAUCACCACCGGCUGAUGCUUUCAUCGGGUUUGGUGGAAAUCAGAUCCGAGAAGCGGUUCGCGCACGAGCUGAUUGGUAUGUAACUGAUUUCGAAGUUCUACGCAAGGAACUGGAGAAGAACCAAUAGUUGUUGGCUGUGACUUAUUCCAUUGUAUUGCUUGUAUGUAAUGAUUAUUUUUGAUGCCCAACAAAAUCAUGUUUCCAUUCAACCCGAUUUGAACAAUCUCUAUACAUGCGAUGUGUUCGGGUUCAUUGACCUUGUUGACAAGGUUGUCGAAUGCCUGAGAGCAAGUCAUUUGUUAGGUAGUACUCAAUUUUAUUUCCAUGACACAUUUAGCAGCGUCGUCUGUAAUAAACUGUUUUUCAA